This is a messenger RNA of Aedes albopictus (Asian tiger mosquito), 2277 nucleotides long. RefSeq lists its product as uncharacterized. Bases 550 to 2046 code for a protein of 498 amino acids. Gene Ontology annotation, cellular component: SCF ubiquitin ligase complex. Gene Ontology annotation, biological process: SCF-dependent proteasomal ubiquitin-dependent protein catabolic process. The record is from RefSeq and is a predicted model, not a curated record. The transcript has 3 exons. Lineage: Eukaryota; Metazoa; Arthropoda; Insecta; Diptera; Culicidae.
AUAAAUAGAGGGACGCUUUUAUCGCGACGCCAUCGGGCGCGGCACAUGCUGCCGCGGCAUUAUCUAAAAAUAAAACUUGACGAAGGUCCCCAUCGAAAACACAAGCCAAACCCCAACCGAGAUAUGAUGCAGCAGUCGAAGGGUUCGGUCGCCACCUGAUCGAUGGGCAGUGCAGUUCUCUGCCGUUGGUCUCUCGUGUCUGGUUCGCGCGCGACAUUUCCGACGAAAUUGCCCGUUCAAUUGUAGUUUUAAUUACUCUGGAUCAGUGAGUCUUUCUGAGAAUAUUUCAUUCCCCGUCAUAGCUGGAGAUCGGCAAACUUUCACCGCGCAUUCCCUCCGUUAUAUAACGCUUGAACUUGGUGAUCAUCAGUUUACGUUAGGUGCUAUUCGGUUACAGACGCAUGCGCCUCCAUCCAUCUAUUUUUGUUUAGAAUCUCGAGGCACAGAGAUCCGAAAAAUUUUCUUCGUCAAGUUCCUCAGCUGACAUGUUGUUGCAUUCUAAUCACUUGGUGUAAAAAAGUCGCAAUAACAAACGAUCAUCCGCGGAAAAUGUCUCGGAAACUACCCGUCCGAUCGCUCGGAGAGAUCGCGCUUGCGGAACUCGCUGGUUCCAUAGUCGGUGCUAUCGGAAGCAUGCUCCAGACCACAUACAAUUUUGGCGUAGAACCGGAUUUCACCUUCCUGAUAGUGGAGAUCAAGUCGUACAUGGAAACAAUGGGCGCCACCAGUGCAAUUUACGAAGACCUACUUCGGGUGAUCCUCUGUUCGGAUUCGUUGGAGGCAGUGAUCCGUUUCUGCUGUCUACAAACACUACUCAAUGAAGCAGUGCACACGCUGAUGACAGAAAUCUUUCCUUUCACCUACUACGAGCGCAUACUACAGGUGAUCGCUGCUCAAGGCCGAGGACUGCGACAACUCAACAUGAAAGGAGUUUGGGUAAAGGAAGAAUUUAUGUGUUUCAUGUACGAGAUCAUCAAGCAUCUACCACACUUAACGAAACUCACAAUACCACACAUUGCAAAUGAUAAUCUCCUGAAGCACAUUAGCGACUACUGCAAGAAUCUACGACAUCUGGAUAUCAGCGGUGAAACAGACAUCACUGAUAUUGGAUUAGAAUACCUUAGCUAUGGUGAAUCCAGACAUAAUCUUACCAUUCUCGAUAUCGGAUCGCUAGGAGAGGAAAAUGUCUGUCAUACAGAUAUCGCCAUGCUUCUCAUGAACUUAGACAACUUAGUUAGCUUGGUCAGUUACUCCUUCGUAGGACGAAGUCUUCAGUACAUCCUCGACAAUAAAGAUCCAGCCUUCCGCUGUAAGCUAGUCUACCUCCACGAUACAGGAACCAAAGCAAAGACAAUGGAUGCUAUCAUCGAUACCUGCCCGAACCUGCAGGACCUCUAUAUAGAUUCCCCGGAAUCAAAUACUCUCGUCAAACUCUCCAAAGUCAAUCUCCGUCGCCUGAAGCUCUACAAAUUCAACUGCUCAGAGCUGCUCACCCUCCUGGAAUCGAACGGCAACUACACGCGUCAUCUCACCGUCAUCAAAGGUCGUGGCACUAUGGAAAUUCACCGACUUAUUCGAUGCUGUCCGAACCUGAUCGAUCUGGAUUUCUACAUGAUGGACUCGCUGAGCUUCUCUGGCGAUCACGGUUUCCUUGACCUUCAAGGCUUGGAAAUUCUAAGCAGUCCAAUCUCCCAACCUGGCCUUCGCAACCUGCUCAGCCUUUCGACCACCCUGAAACGGCUGGCUAUCGACAGUGUGACCUUCAACGACGAGGAUUUCAGCUCGCUGAUGAUCGAAAAGGACUUCUACCACCUGGAAGACGUCUGGUUCACCACCGCUCCCAACCUGUCGAUGGCCAGCGUCGAGAUUCUCAUGGAUCGCUGUCCGGAGCUGCAGAGUCUUGGCCAGCUGAGCGGUUGGUCCCUCACCCCGGACGACGUCACGCUACUCCGGGGAAUCCUCAAAAGCUGCAACGCGUCACUGUACUUGCGACCAUUUCGCAUCUUCCUUCGACCAUCACGCAGAGCAUUCCCAUUGGCUGUUUGAAUCAUGUUUUGAAACGAUGCGAUCUCCCAACUCCUUCCUUCCUUUUCUUCUUUUGUGUUUUGUUUUCUGCUUCCCGUUUCCGUUCCAGAUCGUGCAGUCACUCUGAUUAAGAGAGUUGACAGUGAUGGGAACUUGCAGUGAUAGCCUACGGAAUCCGUCCAAUUUGUAUUGCAGGUUGGUAACAAUGAGGAUAGUUUUCUCGUACGAUUGGUGGCUGUAUGUUGUGAUGAA